Messenger RNA from Ectocarpus sp. CCAP 1310/34, 6097 nucleotides. NCBI's taxonomy places the organism in Eukaryota, Phaeophyceae, Ectocarpales, Ectocarpaceae. The record is from the annotation of a GenBank genome assembly.
AUGUCGGUCUCUAGCUACAAGAAGGACAGCGACAAGGCCAUGCAAGAGCUCCUCAACUUCAUCUUUCUCGCCUGCGGGGCCCCCUCGACGGCGGGUCCUUACGGGCCGCCCGCGGACGUGUCCGUGAUAGAGAUGGACGGAGAGCAGUGGGCGGAGCUGCUGAAGGUUGUGAUAGAGGACAUGCAGGGCCAGCCCGGAACAAAAGGGGUGCCCUCCUUCCCCCUGGCUCCCGCUGCAAAGGGAAAGUCCGGAAAGGUUGUUGCAACAUCGCUCGAUAAUUUGCCAGUUCUCCGUACCAUUCUGACUUCCGGGCUAGUGGAAGCGUGCCGGCGCGGGGACGACCACGACGCGAGCACCCUCGAGGCCGUGGUGGGGGUGCUGGUGGCCCUCGCGAGCCACUCGGCUUCGCAGGACAUCCGUCUCGCAGCUACACUGGCCGGCAUGGAGGUGGGACUCGGCGUCGCGGAAGACCUCGCGGGCCUUCAUGAGAAGCUUGGACUCUCCGAGAGACAGCUGGAGGCGGCCAAGUCGUCGGCCGGCAAGGGGGGAGGGAAGAAAGCCGCGGAAAAAUCCAGGAAAAUUCAGGGCCUCGAGAGCCAGGUGGAGCGUAUCUUAAGCGCCACGGAGACGCUCACGACGGUGUCUGAUCUGGUGUUCUCGAAGAUCACCCAGAAGCGCUACCGCGACGUGUCCCCGCUUAUUCGUUCGAUCGCUCUCGAGGGCCUCAGCAAGAUCAUGCUGGCUCUACCGGAGUUUUACGUGCAGGACAAGCUGAUGAGGUAUCACGGGUGGAGCUUGAACGACAAGAAUCCCGCCGUCAGGGUACUCGCCUUGCAGUCGAUCCAGCGACUUCUGAGGGACCCGGCAUCAUCGGCCAGGCUGGAAAAGUUCUCGGCCCACUUUUUCUCGAGGGUGAAGACCAUGAUCCAAGACGUGGACAGCACCGUAGCCAGGGAGGCUGUUGUCGUGUUGAGGCUGAUGCUGUCGAACGGUUACCUGGAGAGCAUCGAGAGGGCGGACGAGAUGGACAUCGAGGCGGGCAUCUUCGAGGAGGACCUUAGCCUGCCGGCGAGGACCGAGUGCAUGGGAUUCUUCGUCGACGGUAUUCAGACGGAUGCAGAGAAAGCCGCCGCCGCUCCCACAAAGAAGGGGAAGAAGAGGGGCGCGGCCGGGAGCAACGGCGACGAGGACGAGGAUCGGAUGUCUGUGAUAAGACUCGAGGCUCUGGCGCAGCUAGUCAGCACGCACGGCAAAGAAUCGGUAGAGGAAGAACGCCACGAGGAGCAACUACUUGCCUGCGCCGAUCUCGCGGUCCAAGCCAUCUGGGGCCUACCCCAGGCACCCGUGGUCCGUCGCUGGAGGGCUCUCUUUACGCUCUUGGAGAACGACGAAUCCGGCGUGGGCGAUGGCGGCGGGUCGCUCGACGGCGGGGAGCAGACGGUCGUGGCGAAGAUGCUGCUACUCUCCGCCCAAAUGGCUGCCGCUGAGGCCAAGACGGGCAGGAGGACUGCGGCGGGAUACCAGCUGGGCAAGGAAGCGAAGCAGGAAGUACGCGAGGCGGUCGCGGAGCUGGCCGAGGCGUGUCUGACUCACCUGCCCAACCUCUUGGCCAAGUACCAGUCGGAUGACGCCAAGCUUGCCUUGCUCGCGGAGCUGCCGACGUGCAUCCCGUCCGAAGCCCUGGCAUCUCUGGUGUCCGGGUCCGGGAAGGGAGCUUUCUCGGAUCUGGUCUCCCGCAUGAAGGACGCCUUCCUCAUGUCCAACUCCCCAUUGGUCAUGGACGCCGCUGCCGCGAGUCUGGGUUGGUUUCUGAACGCUGACCACGCCAAGAGAGCCGAGGUUCAGGCUGUGGCGCAGGGGAUGGUAGAAGAGCUCUUCGCCAAGGUCAGCACCCUCUGCCUGCAAGACCAGAAGGCCACACCAGCCCGAGGAAAAGCGAAGGGGGCCGGGGGCAAAGGAAGGUGGAAGGACACCGGCAUCGGGCUGGCGAACUCUUUCCGACGGCUCCGCUGCCUGGCGGGCUGCACGGACGUGAGCGGCUGUGUCGACGACACCACACUGUCCGAGGCGUGGGAGGGGGUCCAAGGGGCCGUCCGUCGCCGCUGCCUUCUCGCCGAGGUACUACCGGCGAAGACGCUACCCUCACAGCACCAGGAACGAUUGGAUGUGGCGAGAGGGGUGGUAGAGGAAGGGAGCAACGUCCUGUACUCGCUCUUCUUGUGGCAGAUCAAGCCUCUCUUUUCGCACCUCAUGGAGGCUGGCUCUUCAGCACCUGCUCCAGCGUCGGAAGCAGCUGCGGCUCCCGCCGACGGAGGCAGUUUGGACGACGGGGAUGCCAAGAAACCGACCCCUGCCAAGGGGAAGAAGAGAGGCAGGGGAAAGGGGAAGAAGGCCCAGGAGGACGAGGAGGAUACCCUUGGUGACGGGACUUUGGAGGUGGAGGAGAUCACGGAGGAGAAAGUCCAAGAGGUCGUCAGAUACCGGGACGAUCUUGUGGAAGUCCUGCGAGCCAUGCUCGCGAUGCACCUGUACCCCAGGAGGGACGACGACGAUGAAGAGGAGGACGAAGGCCAAGACCAGGGAGGGAAAGGGGCCGCGGGCGGGGGGGGCGCCGUGGCUGAGGACGGGAUCGAGGGGGUACCCAGGGUGCUGACGGCGGACCAGAAAAUGCGGCUAGUCGGUCCCGUGAGGCUGGCGGCAUGGAGGCUGGCAAAUGAACUACGAACCGUUCUGAAGGAGGCGCUAGGGUCCGUGGAGGGGCCCGUCGCAUCUCUGUCCUGGGUACCGGAUGUUGCCUUCACCCGCUUGCUGCAGGAACACUUCGAAGAGAUGGAGGAGGUGAUGGUGGCGUCCACCCUGCGGGGCCCCCGCCAGCAGACGCGCUCCUCGGAGACCAAGAACGGGAGAGUCAAGGUCGAACACAACGAUGACGAUGAUGAUGGUGAUGGUGAUGGUGAUGGUGGAGAGUCGAGCGACAACGGGGAGGGUGAUGACGUCGACGUCGACGCUUCCUCUGGAGGCGGGGACACGGUGAAGGAUGCGGGCCUUCUGCUCAUGCCGCUCAUGAAGAGCAUCUACAGCAACGCCGACAAGCUGAACAGGAGGCAGGCGGCGGCGGUGGUGGCCCACCUAGUGCGCUCCGGCAAGACCGGGAGCGGGUUCGCCAAGUGCUUCGUCUCCAAGCUCAAGGACCACAGCCUCGUAAAGUGCCUCGAGGUGCACAUGGCGACGCUCAGGGUAUUUUACGACAAGUGGGUGGUGGCGGCAGCGGCGGACGGCAGCGUUGAGGAGGAUGACGCGGACCUCAGCGACGACGAGAACACGCGCAAGCAGUGGGACCAAGACCUGGCGGGGAUGGAACGCUGGCUCCCCCUGGCUCGACGCCUGUCCAUGUCUCUAGGAGUCGGCCCGUUGAAGAGCAAGGACCUCGCCGAGCAGAAGACUCUGCAAGACCUCUUCCUCGGAUUCAUGAAGGUCGGGGUGCGUUUCGCCCUGGAUGCCGAGGGAGACAGGCUCCUCUUCCUGGAGGGCAUGCGGGAGUACUCGAGCAAGGUCACCGCCCGACAGAAGAAAGCCCUCGCCAAUGUCUUCGACGAUGAGGCGAAGGGGCUGCACGACCAUGUUCUGGAGGAGGGGAGGGAGAACGCGACCUCCUGGGACUCAGGCGAAGGCCAGGAGGACGUCGCGCCGCGGUGGCGUGCUUUCUUCUCCUUCCGUAGCACCUUGACGGCGGGAUCGGCAGCCUCGUUCAUCCCCGAAGGUCGCGGCUACGCCUCAUCGGGGGAUGCUUCGUCCGUGUCCCCGUCCCAAUCUGCCUCGGGGAGCUCCAUGGGAACUCCUGCUUCGAGGGGAACAGAGAGGAAGGCCGGUGGCAGCGGCGUGUCCUCUACCUCCUCGGGCAGCGGCGGCGGAAUAGUCAAGCGGCGAGGGAGGGUGGGCGGUAGGGUGAGCAUGACGAGCGCGCGGAGCAGGAGGAGCGUGGCCAGCGACCUCAUGCCGGUUGCAGAGGAGGACGGGAUGCAGCAGGACGAACAGCUGGAAGACAACCCAGAGGGAGAGGAAGAGGAAGAAGACCGUGAAGACGCUACCAUGGACAUGGGCCAAGAAGGGGAGGAAGGGGUGCAGGAGGAGAAGGAGGGACAAAAGGGCCAGGGAAACGAUGCGGGGGGAGAGGAGGAGGAGGAGGAGGAGGAGGAAGAAGAGUCGCCGAUCCUUGCUCCAGAGGUGAGAACCCCGAACAAGCUCAGGGAUAGCGCGGCCGAGCGGCUGCGGGCGAGCCAGCUGGAGGAGGAGGAAGAGGAAGACGACUUGCUCAACGAGGACAGGGCUCUCAACCCGUCGGUGGCGGAGCCCCGAGCUGCUGCCGCCGCCGCUGCUGCUGCUGCUGCUGCUGCUGCUGCGACCAAGACAAGCUCCAACAAGCGCAAGAGGCGCGGGCCGGCCUAGACUAUGGUCUUGGCUAGCCGACAAGCCGCUAGGACAACGUCCCCCUCCACUGUUAUACUAUUGCCGCGAUAUCCCCACUGUGUCACAUCCAUGUUGUAAGGGGGGUAGCAACCCAUUGGUGGAGCGUAUAUGAGAAACUGGACGUCGGUGAACGCUCCAUCCCGGCGUGAGAGCAGGAUCUGGUUGCUCGGUAGCAGGAGGCGCGCCUGUUACCUGGGUCGCAAACCAAGAAUGAAUGAAUGAAUGUAUUUCCCGUUUCGCCUCUUGUGCAUCGAUCGUAUAUCCAGUAGCUAGCCCGUCGUCAGCAGGGGUUUCGCCUCUCGCCUGCAACGGUUGCGAUCGCCUGUAAUUUGUACGUAGCACCAUGGGGUAGAAUUUGGUUUGGGGUGGAGGCCCUCCUCGCUCGGGAAACAUUCGCCACACUCUUUCGGGAAUAAGGAGACUCUGGGGGCUGUUACUUUCUGUACGGCGGUACGCGUGUCGGGGACAGAGGGAGAGAGCGAGGAGUCGCGGCUGCUGAUGUGUUGAAGAAGAGUAGGGUGUUUACGUUGGUCUUGCGCCAUCCACUAUCAUCCACUAAUUAUGUUGUUUUCAGUUGUUGGUGUUGCUGGGGAUUCGAUACGUGACGGCACCUUCUCAGCGUUUCAGUCGGAGGUGAUGAUGUCUCUUGUGUCUUGGUCGGUGCUCCUUGUUGUAGGAGAACCCUCGAGCCCUGUUUAGCCAGCACCCCACCGUGUCGUUAUCGAUCCGGGACCACAGCUGACUCAUGUCAUGUGGCAUAUUUCCAAGCGCAGCCUCCCGUGUUGACAGUUAGCACGGCCUCAUCAUCGUUGUUGCUGGCGUUGUAGACGUCGUUGUUGUUGUACUGUACCGGUCGGGGGAAAAGGCGGAGCCAUGAUGCGGAUACGAGGGAGCAGAUGAUGGUGCUUGUAUGCAAAUGGCGCUAUCGACGUCUGUGUGUUGUGUUGGGUCAAAGCCAUCAUCUCCAGCCUACCGCACCAAAAAAGAGGAGCAGAAAGCGGGGAAGCUUUUCCGGAAGCUCGGCUUCUGGACCCAUCCCGUGUGUACUAUUUUAGGUGGACGCUCUGUGUGCUGUUGAGUCCACGGUGAUUGAUGGGAAUUUCAGGUCGUUCCUGUAUGUUACCACGUUUGUAUGCAUGCUGCUGUCUUGGUUCGACUGAAGGGGUUUUGAUAGGCUGAAAGCUGCGAAAACGGGCGUGGCAAGGUAGGCAGGGUUUCAGAAGCGUCACAGAAUUCACGGCAGAUGUAUAUCACGCUGGGUGUCGGUAGCGUCACAGAACUCAAAGCAGAGGUACAGACUUUCUGGACGGACCUACAGAACAUACUCAUAUUGUACGGUAGUACGGAAGGGACCCGCCCGGAGAUGGGAAGAAGCUCCGUUUUUUGGUUGAGGCUCCGUAUGUCUUUUGUCACCACCACCGAAGCAUUUUUUUUGUACUUUCAAGUAGAGUUUUGUUUAUAUCCUCGGCGGAGAAGACUGUGUUUCUUGUCCCACUUUUGUUUGCGUUGUUCUUUUUUCUGUGGACCCGCAAUGCUGUCGUACCAAGAGUUGUAUUUUUUGGGAUUCUUAGCUUUUCAGCGAACCGAAGGCGGCAAACAAGUUGUUUGUAACACGAAAGCUCUUCGGAGC